Molecule: messenger RNA, 1584 nt
Organism: Blastocystis hominis
Lineage: Eukaryota; Bigyra; Opalinata; Blastocystidae
Exons: 10
Coding region: 10-1584 (524 amino acids)
Biological process (GO): mRNA splicing, via spliceosome
Cellular component (GO): precatalytic spliceosome; Prp19 complex; catalytic step 2 spliceosome
Molecular function (GO): protein binding
Source: RefSeq, a predicted model, not a curated record
CUCGUUAACAUGGCUCCGUCGAUUAGUAAGAGUGGAGAAAACGCUUUUUCUAUGGAAGAGGUGAUUAAGAGAGAUAUGCGGAUUACAAAUGAGCUAUUCGUUCGUUCAUUUGACAAAGACCCCGCAGAGGAUGAAGAAGCGACUCGAAUCAAAAUGGCAUCAAAAAUUCUGGGUGAUUAUCAAGAUUGUGAUGAAUAUGUUCCCAGAAAACAGAAAGGAGAGAAAUCGUCUGUUGUGGCUUCCGAGGCGCCAGAAGAUGAUUUGAAAAUUGAAUCCGUCACAGAAGAAGAGGCUACCAAAGUCGUUAUCUCUGGAACGCACGAUUACCCUUCAGCUCCAGGCGUUCCUCUCUCUUCCGAAAAUGCGACUCACACGGAUCCUUCCAAGAACUCGAUCGAUCAGGCUCUCAAGUCGUUGAAAUCGAAAGAGCAGCAACAGAAAAAGCAGAGCACCAGUCUGAUCGCCUACCAGCCUCGAGAAGCGCACAAACAAUCCCACAAAGCCGCCUCCUCGGCUCUGGUUCUGCGAACACGCGAUGAGAAGGUCCCUGUCCCCGAGUGGCACGCUCCUUGGGAGCUGUCGCGUGUAAUCGCCGGACAUCUCGGCUGGGUGCGCUGCGUGGCGAUGGACGCGAGCAACGAGUGGUUCGUGACCGGCUCUGCCGACCGAACCAUCAAAAUUUGGGACCUGGCCUCUGGAAAUCUGAAGCUGACGCUCACCGGGCAUUCGCACACGGUGCGUGGCGUGGUGGUGUCGAGCCGCUCGCCCUAUUUGUUCUCCUGCGGCGAAGACAAAGCGGUCAAAUGCUGGGACCUGGAGUACAAUCGCGUGGUGCGGUCCUACCACGGCCAUCUCAGCGGCGUGUACUGCAUCGCCACGCACCCCACGCUCGACGUGCUGCUCACCGGAGGGCGCGACAGCGUCUGCCGCGUCUGGGACAUCCGAACGAAGGCCGAGAUCAUGGUGCUGGGCGGACACCGCGGCACGGUCCACUGCGUGGCCACGCAGGCAGGCGAGCCGCAGGUGGUCACGGGCUCGGCCGACGCGACGGUGCGGACGUGGGACUUGGUGACCGGGACGGCGACGUCGAUCCUGACGCACCACAAGAAGGGAGUGCGGUCGUGUCUGUUCCAUCCGGUAGAGUACGUCUUCGCCACGGCGUCUGCGGAUAACAUCAAGAAGUGGAAGUGUCCUAAGGCGGAGUUUUUGGGGAAUGUGAGCGGACAUAACUACAUUCUGAACUCGAUUUCGGUGAAUAAGCAGGGCGUUCUGUUCGCGGGAGGCGACAACGGAAUGUUCCGGUUCUGCGAUUGGAAAACGGGAUACUGUUUCCAGGAGGAGCGUACAGUGGUGCAGCCUGGAUCGCUGGACAGCGAGGCGGGAAUCUUCGCGAGCACCUUCGAUCUCACCGGAACGCGGCUGAUCACGUGCGAGGCGGAUAAAACAAUCAAGAUUUGGAAGGAAAAGGAGGAUGCGAGUCCGGAGACAGAUCCGAUUGAUAUGGAAAAGUGGAAGUUGGAAUGGAGAGCUCGGCGGCGUUUCUUUUGGCGUGUUUGUUGGAUUCAUGAUUUGGAUGGUGCUUGA